Molecule: messenger RNA, 7897 nt
Organism: Amphiprion ocellaris (clown anemonefish)
Lineage: Eukaryota; Metazoa; Chordata; Actinopteri; Pomacentridae
Gene: frmpd1b
Product: FERM and PDZ domain containing 1b
Exons: 18
Coding region: 681-5837 (1718 amino acids)
Cellular component (GO): cytoskeleton
Molecular function (GO): protein binding
Source: RefSeq, a predicted model, not a curated record
AUUCCUGAGCUCAGGGCCGAGGAUUAGGCAGAGAGCAGCCCCAGUACGAUGACAGCAUCCAGCACGUAGCCAAACCCCCCGCACUCCAACAUCACCAACAUCCUCUGGACGCCGCGGAUACCUUUUAUUCCCCACAAACCGACACCGUCUCCCCCGAAAUCCUCCGCAUCUUUCGGGGGGAUAAAAACCCCCUCAGACCGCCGCUCCGUCCGACUCCUCCUCAGACCACGAGGUGGCCGCACCAGAUCGGGAUUGGCCCUGAUGAUCACAAAGAACCCUCUCCACCUCCUUUCAGCCAAUCCUGGAGGGCCUACAGAGCUGAUGUCUCAGAGGACGCGAGGGUACGUGUGUUGUGGAGUCCUGAAGAGACAAGCUACAUCACGUGAUCGAAGGGGGGCGGAUGUGUCAGUGAUCACACUCGUGCAGCUGUCAUCUACCUCGUCUCUCUGAGCCUUCUUCAUUCACGUCAAUCUGCCUCAAUCCGGAUAAGCAGGAGGUGCUAAAGUGACACCCUGACCAAUGCAGGCCAGUGCAGAGCGAAUGCCUCUAAUCCUCUUAAAGCACAGACCUACACUACAUGCUUUACUACCAUUGAGGGGGGCUAUAGUCACCGCUGGCCUACAACCAGAGAUCACUUCACCACAGAUGACCUGAAACUCUGCUGAUUUAGUCACUGAUAAAUGGAGGAGAAGGAGCGAUGUAGGAGCAGGUCUCCGGCUCGGAGGGCCAGUCGGGUGCAGCAGGUGGUGGGAACAAUAAUACGACGCACCCGAGAGUCCCUCAGCAGAGAGCGGUUGCUAGGCGAUGGGAGGUCGCAGCGCUCCAACAGUCUGUCCAAUCAGAACUUCCAGGCCAAGCUGACGCUGCAGAUCACCAGGGACCCGGUCCUGGACAGCAGCACUGGACAUGGCUUCACCCUCACCACAAACGCACCCCUGCUGGUCAGGGACGUCGCUGCAGGGAGUCCUGCAGAUGGGAUACUAUACCCAGGGGACCAGGUGCUGCAGAUUAAUGAUGCAGUGCUGGAGGAUUUGAGUGCAGAGCAGGUGGAAAACGUCUUAAGGGACUUGGAGGAUUGUAUCAAUGUGACUAUCCUUCGACACAUGACAAAUCCCAAGUCAUCCAUUAUGUCAGCAGAGAAGAGAGCUCGUCUGAGGAGUAAUCCAGUUAAAGUGCGCUUUGCAGAGGAGGUGGUGGUCAAUGGGCACACUCAGGGAAACUCUCUUCUCUUCCUGCCCAAUGUCCUCAAAGUCUAUUUAGAGAACGGACAAACCAAGGCUUUCAAGUUUGACAACACUACUACUGUCAAGGACAUUGUUCUGACUCUGAAGGAUAAACUGUCCAUCCGGGCUAUUGAGUACUUCGCCCUGGUGCUAGAGCAACAGUACAGCAUCACUAAGCUACUGCUACUGCAUGAAGAUGAGUUCAUACAGAAGGUGGUGCAGAAAAAAGACUCCCAUGAUUACAGGUGUCUGUUCAGGGUUUGUUUCAUCCCCAGAGACCCUGUGGACCUGCUGCAGGAUGACCCCUCUGCCUUUGAGUACCUCUUUUUACAGAGUGUUGGAGACGUGCUGCAAGAGCGUUUUGCAGUAGAGAUGAAGUGUAACACAGCACUCCGCCUGGCUGCCCUGCACAUGCACGAGAGACUAGAUAGCUGUGGACAGACCAGAACCUCUAUCAAGAGUAUUACAAAGGAGUUUGGUCUGGACAGCUUCAUCUCUCCCACACUGCUGAGCAACAUGAGAGAGAAAGACCUGAGGAAAGCCAUCAGCUACCACCUCAAAAAGAUUCAGUCCCUGCUCGAGCCACGCCAGAAGGUAAUAUCUGCCUCUCAGGCUCGGUUGGCCUACCUCACUCAGCUGGGAGAGCUCAUCUCUUAUGGAGGUCGCUCCUACACAGCUACAAUGAUGCUUCAGGACAGGGAAGUUCUGGUCAGCUUGCUUGUGGGAGCCAAGUAUGGAAUGAGCCAGGUCAUAAACCACAAGCUCAAUGUGAUCUCUACACUGGUCGAGUUCAGCAGCAUCAGCCGAGUGGAGCUGCUAUCGGAAUCAGACAAAGUCAGCCUACUGCGCAUCUCACUGCAUGACAUGAAGCCAUUUGCCUUACUGAUGGACUCUCUGGCAGCCAAAGACUUAGGGUGUCUGCUGGGAGGCUACUGCAAACUCCUGGUGGAUCCCAAUGUUAAUGUCUUCCGUCUGGGGCGCCCAAAAGUGAGGGUGCACCGGAUCCCUGCUGAAGAAGGUGUGUGUGGGAGGUUCGCCGUAAUAGAAGGCGUGUGCUAUGAAUCCCUAUCAAGUUAUGUGUCUCGCUGCUGCAGUGACUCAGACAACUCAACAGAUGAAGAUGACCCGAUGGAUUCUCAGAAUUACAAACGUCCAGAUCCAGCAAGUCAAGACUGGGAGGAAAGGAGGAGAGAGGAGGAAGAAAAAAGGAGAGAAGAAGAGAGAAAAGAGAGGGAGGAGCACAAAGGCAAACAGGAAGUGAAGAUAAUAGUGACAACAGAAGGUAAGGAAAAUGAGAGUGAAGAGGAAGGAGGGGCAACAGGAUGUGGCCUCCGUAAAUUCAGUGUCAUGGAUGAAGAAAUGAACUUGGAGACCACCUGGUACCACACUGACCCGCGGGUCACCAGUAGCUUCUCCAGCUUGUCCAGUGGUUCCCUGAGCGCUGCUCUGGAGGAGAGCAGUGCUGCCGCCAAAGCCUCAUCUCGCCUGGAUGCUCUUCGUGGACCACGCACAGCUGAGGAUCUUCCAAGCUUGGAUGUUCACCACCCCUACCUCCUGGAGCCAAAACGGCACCAAGGGCCCCUGCGACCCACCAAUCUCAAUUACCGUGGCAAUGACAAUUCUUGUCUUUGUUUUGCUGAUCUCUCCAAGGCUGAUUUCCUACCUAGCCCUCCUGAGGCUACUAGUGAUGAUGAUGAUGAAGAUGACGAUGAUGAGGAGGAAGAACUUGGACUAGCUGGACUUAGACGCAUUUCUAAGAUCCCUAGUUCAAGAGACUUGAGAAUGAUAGAUAGCAUGCCCUUUCAAAGAUCACCUAUCAAAAAAAAGAAAAAGAUCCCUCCCAAAGUCCCAGUAAGGACAAGUUCAAUUCCUGGAAACAAGGCAGGACAGUCUGAGCACCGUCUGUCUAAGGAUGAAGAGAGUCUAUUUUUGACACCUUCACCAAACCCCAAACCAGCUCUUUUGGUCAAAGACAAUGUCUCCGAGUCUGAGGAUGAGUUUUUUGAUGCACAGGAGAGAUUUACUCCACCAGUCCCUGAUCUAUCAGACGCUGAGCUGGCUGAUCGGCAAAAUGCUAAUCGUUUAAGUGGAACCUGGAAUGGUCUUCCAGCUGUGCCAAGGAAAGAACCGUCAUCACCCCUUGCCAAUAAAGCCCAGUCCAGUAAAAUUAAGAAGGGAACAGAAACACCGAAAGGCCACUUAAAUCCACAAGUCAGGCAGCAACACAGUUCUCCAAAGCCAUCCCAGAAACCUGAAGUUAAAGUCAAACCACCAUUGGCACCAAAGCCUCAGCUGCCUCCUAAACCUCAGAUCAUUCCUCCCAAGUCCCCCCAACAUGGCAGAUCAUAUGCCCAAUGCAAUGGGGAUGCCUCUGGACGUUUGUCUUCUGAACUCCUGGAAAUGGAGCCAGAUACCAUGGAGUUCAAGUCUGUCACAUCGGGCGGAUUGCCUCCCUCGUCCCUGAUCACAGCAGUGCGGUGCAGCAAGCAGCCACUUCCUAUCACAACUACACAAGCUGAGGAAAAGACAGAAAGGCAGGAAAACAGCCCAAAACUGAAAAAGGGUCUGCCACGUGAAAAUGGAGCACAUGUUGUUUCCAAAGACAAAACAUACAUUCCUAAUGAAAAGGAAACUCCUAAAGUUGAGGGCAAAAGCAAUGUGAAUGACUUACUAACAAAAAAGCCAAGCCUACCCCAUAUCCCUCGCUCAAAUUCAGGUACCAAGCUAGCUAUUCCCCCUCCGGUGCCCCCCAAGCCCACUUCUCCCACCAAUCUUCACCCCUUAUCACUACCUGCUAGCUCUCCUGUCUCCCCUACUGAUCCAAGCAAAGGGAUUUUUAAGGAUACUGUCAGUCCACCAAAUGGAAUCCACCCUUGGAGCAGCCGCAAUGGCAGCAUCCAGUCAGGGCCUAGGAGGGUUUCUCUGAGCCAUGAGAGCCUAUCACCCAAAAAUACAGAUGCACCGCUCACUCUUACAACCUCCCUCACCUCAACCACCUCUAAAGGUGUCGGGGGCCUAGAAGGCAGGGAACCUGGAAGAUCUGGUUCGGGAUCUGACCUGAGAACCAGCUCAUCCAGCCUGGGAGGCAGACUACCAGCAUCUGCUCUAAGAGGGAAGAUUCAGGCUCUGCCUUGGUACAUGACCAGGUCCCAGGAGAUUCUAGGAACUCUAGACUAUCCCUCCACUAGCUCCAUCAAUGGGGACACAUCUGGAUUUGGAUCUGGUUUGUCUGUAGCCAGCGGUUUAUCGGACUUAAACAAAACACCUGUCAAGGACAAAGAGACAGUGAUCUCAAAUUCAGGAAGCAAAGGUAACAUUUUAGAGGAUGGAGCUGAGGUGGUCAUAGCAACUAUCAAAGAGGCCCAGGAAGUGACCGCACACAUGAAGAAGGCCGAUGGUACAAAUGGCUCACACCCUAAUCUCAGUUUUAGAGAAAACAGUGCACUCAUCGGCAGUGUGUCAUCAGAACAGCCUCAGUCACGGCCUCAUUCAGCAGUGGGGUUGGGAGGUGUGACUGACAUGCAAAUUGGAGGUGACUCACCAACCUCUUCACUUGCUGACAGUACUCCUCCGCAGCAGCCCCGGGAGGCUUGUGGCUGCCGCACUGUUUACGCGAAUUGUUUCAGUGGUGACACAGAGGAUGGUGUUAGCUUUGACGAGGAGCUCACUGUUUAUGAGUUUUCCCGCCGAAUACGUCCCAAAACUGCACCCGUCCCUUCACCGACAACACCAUCACCAAAACCCAACAUUCUGUCCCUGCUGCGGGACAACCCUCGCCCGCUGUCUACUUUCUCAACUGCCUCCUCUGAACUCAGUCCUCUAGUUUCACGUCCAGUUUCACCCACAACUUCACUUGGUGGUCCUCUUCGUUCUCUUACUAACAAGAAUUAUGGUGGGCUGAAGGGAGGCUUUGCUUCUCUACGACAAGAUAUAGAUCAACUUCUUCUAGUCUUAGAGAGGGGACCACUUGACCAACCACAACAAACACCAUCGCAAGAUUUGAAGCAGGAUGGCACAGGCUUAAAAGGAGAGCCUGACCUAAAUCACAAUGGAACUGAUGACAGUACUACCCCAGCACCAGGCCUAAACUGUACUGGGAUAAGCCCUGCCACCAUGACAGAGGCUGAAAGGAGUCUUCUCCAAGCAGAGGCUCGACGAUUGGCAUCUGGAUGUCAGCGGGCCACACGUGUAGGCUGGGCGCCGGAUGAAGCCCUACGUUCUUUAUCAAACAGCUUCAGCGCCUUGGUUCAGUUGGCAGCAGCCUGCUUGCGAACAAACCCCUGCCCUGGUUGUGACACCUGCCAUAAAGUGAGUCUGCUCAACAGGGACGAGGAUGAUGACAGCCAGGAAGCCAUGGACAAGCUAAGAGAGAUAGUGGGUCUGUACCGAGAGUUUGUGGUGGCUGUUGAGACUGCUGGAACUGGUGGUGGAUUCGGGAGUAAAAAUGCAGGCCUCAGUGGGUCUGGACAGGGUCAGGGGGAGGGUGACGGGGUGAGGCUACUAGCCAAACGCUGCACUGUGCUCAUCUCCUCUGUAUUCGCACUCACACAGCUCUUCCGGACACAUACACUAGAUCCCUCGGACACGCCUGGCCGUGUACCUCUCAACUUUUGAUCUGUGAACUUUUAACCACUAAUAACCCACUGACUCUCGAGCUGGGGCAAGAGGAAACAGCACAGAGCUAUCUGGUGUGUAACUCCUGUGCAUUUGUACAGUAAGUGCCAUGCACACCACAGCACACACUUACACACACUACACAUGGAAACACAUACACCAAACAUAACACUAGAUGAUGAGAGGAAAUUUCAUUGCUCAGCCUCUCCUUGGACGCAUAUGGACUAUGCAUUUGUAGAUACGAAUUUUAUAAUUAUCUUAUAAUUCUCUUAUUUUAUGAUACAAUAUGUGUAUGUAUGUAAGGAUGGAUAACCCAUGUAUGUAUUUAUGUAUUUAUUUUUACAAUAUUUGCACCAUGAUCUGUGAUGUUCAGGUCUCUGGUGAGAAAAAAAAACUAUGGAUGUCACUGGAAUUUUUAUUUUUCCUUCUCUUUGAGACAGUAUUAUGUUAUCUUUUGCUGCUUUAAAGAUUUCUCCACUCCACAAGGUGUAAUCUGUAAAUUGUCAUUUUUCAAUUUUAUUAUUACAGUGCGUUUACUGACAGAAUACAGAAAAUAGACUUUAUCACAUGUGCAAAAUAUAGUAAUUGACUGAUUUGUUUUAUAUGUGCAGCGUUUGCACCUUUGUAAGGAUUUAGUUUUUCAACAUUACAGUCAUAUAUAAAUGGGAUACAAAACUAUACCAUUACACAGCAGGGAGAGCACUUUUGACUGUUACAGAUUGCACCUUUUUAUGAGACACAUACCCCUGUGUAAAAUCUUUUUUCUACCCCUUCCUUGUUCCAACUGACUCUGAGUGAAUACUUCUUGGAAAUACUCCCAUUACCCAAACGUAUGCAGUAUUAUAACAUUAAUCUAGUUUUCAUCCAAAGGACACAUACAUAUAUAUUUUCUGGGAAUGUGUGGGUGGGGCCCAGGCAGCAAAACAGGGUUAAAAUGUUUAUGUAGUUAAUGUUUUUAACUAGGCACAAGGGUGACUGUUAAACUUUGUCCAGAUGUAGCAAAGAUCCAAAGUCUUAAAACACUGAGCCACAACUCUUCCCUGCUAUGGUUUCCUCUUUGGGCACGCCCCAUUUUAUUAGUAACAUGCUGACUGACAGAUGGACUGACUGCUGUAUGCUGGGGUCAGAUCUGUAGAUAUACAUUUAUAUCUCUGUGUCCUAUUUUGUCCUUACCUUAGUUUAUGGCUAUGCAAACAUAAACUCCUCAACCCCCACAUACCAUAUUUAUGUUUUUUGUGCUAACAUUAAAAACAACAACAGCUGCAUUAUGUUUGUUUGAAUAUAAUGGGUGCUUUCUUUGUUUGGAAUGUUGGCUUUUGUCUUGUUUCAGAAAAAAAAUAUUUUUCUGCAUUAUGGAUUGCAACGUUUUGCAAAGUCGCAUGGCAUUAGCAUUUGUCAAUAUAAAAACUCCUGUCUAUACUGAUGUCUGUGAAUUGUCAGUAAAAGGAUUACAUUGCUCGAUCGGUUUGCUGAUGUACAGUGUUCACUAGUCAGAUUGUCCAUAUCACAUCAUUUGAUGAGCCAUCCGAUUUGUAGGAUUUACUUGAGCCACCUACGACAACAGGAAGGUAAUUAGGCCAAAUCAGUCAGCAGUUGCUUAUACAAAUAUGAUAAGGGGAUUAGCUGAAAAAAAGACAGCUUUAGAGUUCAGAGACAGGUGGCGAGGAGACAGGCUGUGUAUUAAAUCUUCUAAACUGAUGACUGAGGGAAAUUCUCUCUAGGUGGCAAUAAAAAAAAAAAAUAAUGAAAAAGUAAGAUUCUUGUGUGCGCCUCCAGUUGCCAUGGAGGUAAUGUCCAGUAGCAGUGUCCAUCAUAGCACUAACAUCAGAACAUUUGGUAACGUCGCAGGAGUGUCUCCUGUUGUUCAUCAGGCAGGCUAAAACAGUACAGAGUGUCACCGGCUUCUUCCUGUAAGGUAAACUUCUAUGAACAGCAUUUCAUAUUUGGAGAGAACAUUGUGUUUCUACAUAGGCAGUCACUUUUCCUUAUCCACGUUACAAUAAAGUCAAUGUACCAAGAAAUGUAUUAUUUGGGAAUAAAUGACACACUGACCUUAAUAA